Messenger RNA from Ictalurus furcatus (blue catfish), 1277 nucleotides. It is a transcript of the gene apoea, whose product is annotated as apolipoprotein Ea. Bases 63 to 821 code for a protein of 252 amino acids. The record is from RefSeq and is a predicted model, not a curated record. Gene Ontology annotation, molecular function: lipid binding. NCBI's taxonomy places the organism in Eukaryota, Metazoa, Chordata, Actinopteri, Siluriformes, Ictaluridae. Gene Ontology annotation, cellular component: extracellular region; intermediate-density lipoprotein particle. Gene Ontology annotation, biological process: positive regulation of nitric-oxide synthase activity; regulation of amyloid-beta clearance; negative regulation of neuron apoptotic process. The transcript is spliced from 5 exons.
CUGCUGCAGUGAUUCGAUCCACGGCCGCAAGUCACUAGUGGUGUGCUCCCUGAGGAGGAAUCAUGAAAUUGGUUGCUGUAAUCCUUGCCCUUUCGGUCAUCUCAGGCUGCCAGGGAAACUUCUUGUUUCAGGAUGAACCUAAAACCCAUUGGGAGGAGAUGGUGGAUAAGUUCUGGGAGUAUGUAAAUGGUGUGAGCUCCAGGGCUGAAGAUAUGAAGAACAGCAUACAGGCCACCCAACUUGGAAGAGAGCUUGACACACUGAUCAGUGACAGCAUGGCUGAGCUGCAGAUGUACACUGAUGAUGUGAAGUUGAAGCUGGCACCCUACGCUGAGCAGAUGGCUCAAAGAGUGCAGGAUGAUCUUCAGCUGCUGUCAAACAAGCUGCGUGUACAUAUGGAGGAGGCAAAGGUUCAAAUUACAGCAUACAGCCAGGAGCUCCAGACCAUAGUGGAGCAGAACAGAGAUGAGCUCCAGAACAAAGUCAAUGCAUACAUCCGUAAACUGAAGAAACGCCUCAACAAGGAUACGCAGGAGAUCAAAAAGAAAGCAGAAACAUACUUGGAGGAAGUCCAAGCUCGUGCUGCUCAGCAUGCGGACGAUGUGAAUGAGCGCCUGAAGUCUUAUUUUGAUGUAGUACGUCAGAAUGCUGAGGACAAAUUUAACACCCUUAAAGAUUUGCUGAAUGACCAAGCUCAACAAAUGAUGGAGAAAUGGGAGAAACUCAAAGAGCAGGCUGAGCAGUUCAAAAUGAAUCUGUACACCCCGUUCCAGGAGAAAAUGGAGGAGGUUAAAAUCUGGUUUCAGCAAUUCUUUAAUUGAGGAGGAGCUAAAGAACAUCAAUAAAAGUUUUAAACCAUACACCUAAAAUCCAACAAGCUGGAAAUUGACAUUAUAAUCAGGUUAUGCAAGAAAAUAAAAAAUACUUAGGCCUACCAGUGUAUUUUAGUAGAACUCUAAAGGGAUUUUUAUUGGAGCUGUUGUGACUGUUUAUUCAGUACUAAAGUUAAAUGAUUAAGUACUUUAUGAGCCUGUUUGAACCUGUUUGUUUUGAUUACACUGCUUAAAUCUUGGGCCUAAGCUGUGUUAUAAAACCACAAUAUGAUACAAAGAGAUAAAGCUACUAUAACAAGUAAUGGCGAGACCAUAAAAUGUUCAAAUAUAAGCAAGCCACUGACAAGGUUGUUGAUCUUGCCAAUUUGUAGUAACAUAAGUAAUAUGUUGUAAGCAGAUAGUUAUCCAUUUCAAUUGCCAACUUUCAAUAAAAGUAAGAAACAA